AGCUACGACCGGAACUCCGGUCUCUGUUUAUUCUUCCUGACUUGAUGUGGUGCGCAUCUUAUCGACCGAGAAUACCGAUUUCUGAACAUUUCGGCCUUUUUCCCCGCUUCACCGAAGGCUGUGUUUUCCUGCAAGCGGCUGCAAAGGCGAGCGGGUUGCAUUGUCGUCGCGGGGUUAAAGUGAAAGAUUAUAUCGGUCAGUAGCCUAUUAUGACAAACGAAGAUGACACACAUCCAGAAGGAGCCGUAUUUGUUUUGUAUGGCGAUAUGAGGCAGGGGGUGGAGAGUCGCCACAGAGACGCUGGGCUCCGGCCAAACAUCACCGCAUUUUAGCACUUAUUCGAUGCUCGGGCUUUGCAUUGCAUUGCAUUUGCUGCAUCGUUGAUCGGCCGUGUUUUUGCAGAGUGCAUGGUGGAAAAUGCAGCUUGUUUGAGGACAACCCCCCUCCAAAUAUCCAUUGCUGCCAUGAUAGGCAGAGGUCUGCUCUCGACCGCGGCUCGGCCGGUUGGAGAAGAGGCAGACUGAUUUGGGACGGUGGGUCGCAUAUGCAGAUGUUAUUCUGUCUGUGGAGCCUGUAAAUAGCAUCCGCGCAAACACACCGUGAUUCUUACUCAGGGAAAAAGGAGAAAGAGAACAUGUCUUCUCGGUCUGCAUUACCGUCUGGAAACGACAGGAGUACUGGAGACCAUCAUGUGUCACUGGGGGCCAGCCGCUCAGACAAGGCCACCAGCCAGUCCAGCCGCUCGUUGGGCGCCCGGUGCAGGAACUCCAUUGCUUCCUGCUCCGACGAGCAGCCGCACAUCGGCAAUUACCGACUGCUCAAAACCAUCGGCAAGGGAAACUUUGCCAAAGUCAAGUUGGCCCGCCACAUCCUGACGGGCAAGGAGGUUGCAAUAAAAAUCAUUGACAAAACUCAGUUGAACCCAACCAGCCUACAAAAGCUCUUUCGGGAGGUACGAAUAAUGAAAGGCUUAAAUCACCCAAACAUAGUGCAGCUGUUCGAGGUGAUUGAGACCGAUAAGACCCUUUACCUGAUCAUGGAGUAUGCCAGUGGAGGUGAAGUGUUUGACUACCUCGUGUCUCAUGGGAGAAUGAAGGAGGUUGAAGCCAGAGCCAAAUUUCGACAGAUCGUUUCUGCUGUCCACUACUGCCACACGAAGAACAUUGUCCACAGAGAUCUGAAGGCGGAAAACCUUCUGCUGGAUGCCGAUGCCAACAUCAAGAUCGCCGACUUCGGCUUCAGCAACGAAUUCACGCUGGGCAACAAGCUGGACACGUUCUGUGGCUCGCCGCCCUAUGCUGCCCCCGAGCUUUUCCAGGGCAAGAAGUAUGAUGGGCCUGAGGUGGACGUCUGGAGUCUCGGAGUCAUCCUCUACACUCUGGUCAGCGGCUCGCUGCCCUUUGAUGGACAGAACCUGAAGGAGCUGAGGGAGCGCGUGCUGAGGGGAAAGUACCGCGUUCCCUUCUAUAUGUCCACAGACUGUGAGGGGAUCCUUCGCCGAUUUCUGGUGCUCAACCCCGCCAAACGCUGCACCCUAGAGCAAGUCAUGAAGGACAAGUGGAUAAAUACAGGGUAUGAGGGGGACGACCUGAAGCCCCAUAUAGAACCAGUUGAAGACUACAGUGACCCAGCUCGCAUAGAGGUGAUGGUCGGGAUGGGCUUCACUCCAGAGGAAAUCAAGGACUCUCUGCUCAAUCAGAAAUACAACGAGGUCACUGCUACCUACUUACUGCUGGGCCGCAAAGGCGAUGAGGCCAGUGAGGCUCGCACAGCUAGUAGCCUAUCCCUGGCGAGGGUACGACCCAGCCCCAUCACCAACGGGACCAAUAAGCACUCCUCGGCCGCUGGCUCCUCUUCCUCCUCCACCUCCUCCUCACAUAGCAAGACCCAGCGCAGUGCCUCCACCUACCACAGGCAGCGACGACACAGCGACUUCUGCGGGCCUUCCAUGCCCGUCAUGCACCCCAAACGGAGCCCGACCAGCACGGGCGACCGGGAGCUGCGGGAGGGACGAAUGCCUUCACGUAAGGCCAGUUGCAGCGUGAUGGGGAGCCACAGCCUCCCUCCCUCCAGCCCAAUGGUCAGCAGUGCCAACAACCCCAACAAGUCUGAGAUCCCAGACCGCCGCAAAGACAUGACUGCCACCACAAAUAACAUCCCUGGAAGUGCCAUGACACGCCGGAAUACAUAUGUGUGCACAGACCGCUCGGGCGCUGACAGACACUCUCUUCUGCAGAAUGGCAAAGACAACAGCUCCCUGGGACACCGCAUGCCUGCAGCGUCUCCCUCCACGCUCAGCAUUGCUGGGGCCGGAGCUGCCUCCUCCUCUUCCUCUUCGGACCGGUGCCGCCUGACCCGAGGCUCAACAAUCCGCAGCACCUUUCACGGGGGACAGCUGAGGGACCGCGGGCCCCCGGUCUACUCAGCCCCACCCACUUCACCAACCUUGUCCCACCAUGACGCCAGCCCUCUGCCCCACGCCCGCACCAGGGCAACCUCCAACCUCUUCACCAAGCUGACCUCGAAACUUACUCGCAGGGUCAACCUUGACCCGUCCAAGCGCCAGGGCUCAAACAAAUCAGUCUCGGGUUGUACUCUUCCACAAGGAUCAAAAACAGUUAGGUCACAAAUGAAUCUGAGGGAAUCCGGAGAUUUGCGAUCACAAGUGACUAGCAGUGGCAGCCGCAGUCCAGUGCUUGAACAUUCUUCUGUUUUUCACCUCCUGCCUAGUUGCGAUCUACCUGGGUAUCAAAAAGCGUCCGAGCCCCGGCCCUUCGGACGUGGCUGGGAUCUGAGAGGUGUUGGGCGGCGGGACCCUGCGGAGGUGGUACUGGCUCUGCGGGAGGCGGCGCUCGGAUGUGGCUGCCAGGUCCACCAUGCCGGCCCCUUUCUGCUCUCCUGCACCCAUGGCGUGGCAGGGGGCCGCGUGGCUUUCGAGGCCGAGGUGUGCCAUCUUUCCACAGGCACCUCCGAGACUUCUAACGGGGUGCGCUACACGCGACUCUGGGGGGCACCACUAGCUUUUCGGGACAUUGCCACGCAAAUCUCUAAGGACCUUGAACUUUGAACGCAGGGUGUGUUUGCGUACCAGUAUGUGUUUUUGUGUGAGUGAGUGUUGGUGCGUGUGCAAAAGAGAGGGGGUGGACAUAAUUGAAGAAAAACAUAAUAUAGCAGAGAAGGGGCUAGGGGCUGGACCCAAGAUAGAAAGACUUCUCCUUAUGUCUCUAUCAUGACUAACACCCCCCCCACCCCGCACACACAAGCUCACACACAAGCUCACACACAGAUACACAGACCUCACCCCUAAGUCACACAGACGGAAGCACCUCCUUCCACCCAAUCACACCACCCAGCUCAGCCAACUUCUUCACUGAGCAACUGCACCCACUGGACCUGGAUCAGAUGGAAUCUAGUAAUUUUUUAUUGCUACUCUAGCCAUAAUGACACUUUAUUUUGUUAUUUAUUAUUGAUCAUUGGGUUUUACCCACUGUCACUUUCACACUACAGAAAAACAUAAUCUCUUGUGUCUCGGACGUCACUGACCAGCCAGUCCUUUUUUUAAAAUGGUUCUUUUAUAUGUCACCUAUACGCACGUCAUUUUUUCCCCUUAGCGAUGACGUGAUUAUCUGAUGACCUUUUAUCACCUGGGGACAAUAACGUACACACACACGGAGAUGGUCCAACUCAGUGAGCAGAGAGGCAGCCACAGAGGGUUGCAGUGCUUUGAUUUGUGUCCAUACAGCAGUGACGACUGCACUGGAUUAAGGUCAGUGGGAGACCAGUGUUGACAAGUCUUUGAGACAGCCAAUCAGAGGCUGACCUGGAAUCCAAAAAGCCAGUGACAUCUUCCACUUCAAGACAGGGCUGUUGCCUCUCAGUCACAUUAGCUUCUCUGCAUGCGACUAGGAGAAAUUAAAAAUGUAGUUAUUUAUUAACAAAUAAACCCCUUGGUUAGCCAUUUUUUAAUGCAUACAAGACGAUGAGAACAUUUUGGUGCAGUGAUGCCAUGCUCCAUUUUAGGUUCUUGUUACAGCAAUAUCAAAAUUAAAUCAACUUUCAUACCUUUCUUGUCACUGUGAACGUUUUCUAUGCUGGCUCUCUAAAUGAAUGAAUAGAGACGCCUGUGCGCACACGCUGCUCUCUGGUUGGCUGGAUUCACUCUGUCAGUGCUGGUCAUCGCUAGUAAAACUUGGUCAAAGCAUUUGGAUUUUUCAACCUCCCACCCCUUUUCAUCCAUUUACCUUUCUUCAAGGGCAUUGUACUGAAGACAUGACAGGAGAGACACAUACUUGAGAAUAUAUUUCAAACUCAAAACCCUUCACUGUUGAAAUCUCUGAAGGUGAUUAAAGCAAGUGUGAGGGACCUUGCCCUUAUAAUCUGUCCGUUGUCCCACCACAGAUACUGUUUAUUUUCAGCGCAAUGCAAUUCAUCAGUUGCAAUUCAGUUCUGUGCCAUGUGAUCUCACCUCAGCCAUCUUCUCAGUAUGUUGAUGGGGAAACACCAAAAGCAGAUCAGCCAAGCAACGAAACCUCUCAGAUCACACACUUACCUUCACACACACACACAAGAAAACAUACACCAAAUGUCCACCCUCUCCAUUUUGCGGCACAGUCACAAACUGGUCUGUCCAUUAUUGAUGACUGCGGGCUGUGGGGAUCAGGGGGGGAGCAUUCUGAAUCUGGAAAGGCACGGUGAAGGCAGUGUGCACAGUGUUUUCUUUUUGUUAGUCCAGUUGCCUUUAAAGUGAACAAACCCCGGCGCCUUCAUACAGUACAUAUAUAAUGUAUAAAAAAAGAGACAGACAGAAAAACUGAGAAAACUUUCUAUUCUCCCUCCCUGUUUUUAGUGAAUAACGUACUGUGAUAUUUACGUAGGCUACAGAGAUCAUGUUGUUUGGCUGCUGAUUUACUGUUAAUACUAUCUCUCAGUUGUGGCUUUGCUCAUGGUGACCCAAAACACCCCACUAAACCACCCCCAUUUCCUUUCAUCAUAAACUCCCCAAUUCCCUAGAUUUAACAGGGAUAGCUGUCCACCAUCUUUGUAUGUACCACCGACUUUUUUCUAUCGUCACAAUGAGCGUUUGGCUUUGCUCUGCUCUUCGUUUGUGACCCUGUUUUCUCACAGGGAAACACUCAGCCAUCAUCCACACUCUCACAUUGUACACCCUUGUAUGACAUCAUCUCAGUUCCAUUUGGUGUGCGUUGUUUCAUGGAGCCCAAAAAGGGGAGACGGGUGUUGACCUGUCCUCCUCCUCAGGGCGAAAACUAGACUCCAAUAUGGACGCCAGGAGUCUGUCCUUGUCCUCACCCUGGACGUUUCUCAUUGUGGUGUAUAUUAGCAUUAGGUAAUAUAGACCUCAAUGCACUUUGCUUUGACUUGAAUCAGCUCCUUCCAGUGUACCUGUAUAGGUAAUAACCAGAACUAGCCACUGGAGGGCGCCAAUGUCUUAAAUGUGAAACACUUCAAUUUGUGGAUAUUUGCACAGGUACUUUAUUUAUUUUUUAGAAUAAUAUCAUUUAAAAAAACAGGAUUUAUAUCAGUCUGUUGAUGGCUGCAUAUAAAAUAUAUGAAUAUAGUAUAUAUCUUAGAGCUCAAGGUUUAUUUAUAGCUAGAGCAAGGGAAGUUAUUCUAGUUUAAAGCAGAUUAUGUCAGUGACAAUGGAGAACAAAACCAACCUGCAAUCCUGCAUGACUUCAGAGUUUGAGUUUUAGGGGAAAAAAUUAAACAUGAUGCACACCUAGGAUUGGAAGCUUUGUGAAAUGCAGAUGUGAUUGUUUUUAGACAUGAACUGAUACACAGAAAUGGUGCUAAAUGUAGCGCCUGGUCCUUUCCCCUUUCACAAAUACAAACAGAAAGGCUUGAGUGAACUUCACUCCACCUUGUUUGCUAGCGGAUAGGUUCAGUAUGCUCAAGAGGGCUUCUGAGUUCUUAGAAGUAUUUAGAUACGCUAUGAAUGGUCCACAAGAUACAGUGUAAAAGGAAAAAAAAAAAAAAAAAUCAGUUUUAGAUCCAACAAGGAUGCUUCCAUUGGGGAAAAUUGUGCAGUUUGGUUCUUUUUUAACUUGAAUUUGCACCAAUCCCAAUAAGUCCCUGACAUGUUGAAAGCCCUGGGUUGCUAUCAAGCCAUAGAAAUGUAAUGUCACUGUCUCCUUAUAGCAAAUAUGAAUCAGGUUGUUUGCGAAGCAUUUCAGUGGAAAUUAGUGAAGUGAAAUGGGCUAAAAAGCAAAUAACUUUGUGUAAAACAACUCACUCUUAGUAUAAGAUAUAUGAAUAUUGUCUUAAGGUGGAAUCUACUGUGAAAAAUUCUUGAAAAGAGUUUUGUUGAGUGGAGUGUUGAGUAGAGAGACAGUGUGUCGCUGGUCUGGUUCAGAUGGUGGAUGGUACAGUAUUAGGGACCCCCGGGGGCUUAGUAUUUAACAUGCACUGUCAUUUCAGAACUGAUUUUGGAAACAGUUGAUGUUAUAUGCAAAAGAGACUGAAGAACACAAACAGUUUGACCUGUAUGAGUAAUUUUACACUGUUUUACUGUUUAAUUCCUCUCCUCAGAAACAAACUGUAAACUGAGAUUGAGUGGUUGUGGUCUGAUAAGGAGAACAUGGAGCUGAAGAUUAAUAAAAUUCACUGAUGUUGGCAA
Molecule: messenger RNA, 6634 nt
Organism: Micropterus salmoides (largemouth bass)
Lineage: Eukaryota; Metazoa; Chordata; Actinopteri; Centrarchiformes; Centrarchidae
Gene: mark4a
Product: MAP/microtubule affinity-regulating kinase 4a
Exons: 18
Coding region: 635-3067 (810 amino acids)
Biological process (GO): protein phosphorylation; intracellular signal transduction; microtubule cytoskeleton organization
Cellular component (GO): cytoplasm
Molecular function (GO): tau-protein kinase activity; ATP binding; protein serine/threonine kinase activity
Source: RefSeq, a predicted model, not a curated record